Phanerochaete carnosa HHB-10118-sp is the source of this 483-nucleotide messenger RNA. RefSeq lists its product as uncharacterized. Gene Ontology annotation, biological process: protein import into mitochondrial matrix. NCBI's taxonomy places the organism in Eukaryota, Fungi, Basidiomycota, Agaricomycetes, Polyporales, Phanerochaetaceae. The transcript has 4 exons. The record is from RefSeq and is a predicted model, not a curated record. Gene Ontology annotation, cellular component: TIM23 mitochondrial import inner membrane translocase complex. The coding region runs from base 1 to 483 and encodes 160 amino acids.
AUGGUGCUAAUCGUACAAAUUGCCAUUGCUGGCGCACAAAUACUGGGCAAGGCGUUCCUUGCGGCCGGAAGGCAGGCUGCCGCAAAUGCAAAAUACAGGCCAGAAGCUAUCAGCGGCGACGUAGCAGGCAUGCGGAACGCGACCUCAGGCUCAUUCACCGACCGUCUGACGCGGGAGCAUCUGAUGACUUUGGACGAGGCUCGUCUCAUUUUGAAUGCGAAGAAAGAGGACCCUAUGGAGACAGUACUACAGCAUUGCGAACACCUCUUCAAAGCGAACUCGCCACCUGCGGCGCCGCCAAAACCGCAGCCGGGCAAGAAGUCGACUUCACAGUACUGGUCACACUACCUCCAGUCCAAAAUCGUACGUGCGCGUGAGCGGAUAGAAGCGGAGACCAAGGCUGCGGAGGCUGAACACAGCGCACCAAUACAAAACGCGGACGCGCCCCCGCCACCACCGCCAUCGCAAAACCAGGGGUCGUGA